AUGUUCGGCAAACUGAGCACCAAGAUCGCCCUCCGAAAAGCAGGUCUUCCAUCAAAUACACUCUCCAGUUUCUCAAUCACAAACCUCGAUAAUGGUGAUAAAAAAUCUAUAAACAUGAAGUCUGGGAAAAGUAAUGAUCCGCCAGCUACGUGGGCAGAUACAUUUUCGAAUAUGACUUCAGAGGUUAAUGUUCCCAAGAGCUGGAAAUCAUGGGGGAAUCCUGCGCCGGCGGUAGCGGAGGUUGCUACCGCGCCGGUGGUGGGAUCGAAGGCGCCUAGUACGGGGAAGUUGAUACUUCCGAUGGGGGAUAGAAGGGCUUGUGUACUUGUUUUUUUGAGGUGCUGUGGAUGUGCUUUUGCAGAAAAGACCUUCAUCGAACUCCGUCGCUUAGCCAAUAAACAUCAAAACCUACAUUUCAUAGCCAUAUCGCACAACUCCAAAGAAGCAACAGAUAAAUGGGUGCAGCACAUCGGAGGAGCAUGGUCAGUUCAAGUAGUCACCGAUGAAGAUCGGGAAAUCUAUGCCAGUUGGGGAUUGGGAGUGAGCACGACGUGGCAUUUGCUAAACCCAUGGACCGAGAUUGCACGACAGAAACUGGGGAAGCAAGAGGGGAUUUGGGGAAGAGAAGUCGAUCCUAGUGGGAACCGAUGGGUGGUGGGUGGAAGCUGGGCUAUGGAUGAGAUGGGGACGAUUAAAUGGGGUGGUGUGAGUAAGAGUGCUGAUGAGAUACCUGAUUUGGUGGAGGCCUGUAAGAGUGUGGGUGUUCUGUGA
Sclerotinia sclerotiorum 1980 UF-70 is the source of this 771-nucleotide messenger RNA. RefSeq lists its product as hypothetical. Bases 1 to 771 code for a protein of 256 amino acids. NCBI's taxonomy places the organism in Eukaryota, Fungi, Ascomycota, Leotiomycetes, Helotiales, Sclerotiniaceae. The record is from RefSeq and is a predicted model, not a curated record. The transcript has 2 exons.